AUCGAAUCGUCAGCGAACACGGCGCUCCGUGGUCCGUGCAGGACUGCACGCAGCCCCCGUCGGUCGGGACCGUCACGAAACAGCGAAACUUGCCCAAGAGCGUAGCGGAGAUCAGAGGGGAAAAGAAGGAACCCACCCUUCCCAGUGAGAUCUUCCCCCUCAUCCUUCCCUGGCAGCCGCAAUCUCGCCCUCCCCGGCGCGGAGGACGAGCAGCGCUCUCGAUCCGAUUCGUGUGAGCGCCCGAGAUGGCGGCCUGGUCGGACUAAGCCCAAGCGAAAAAGGCGAGAGCCGCCGCGCCGCUGUCAAGCGAUGGCGAGGCGAACCGGCGCCGCCGGCUUCCUGCUGCCGCUGGUGCUCCUGGCAGCUUCCUUACUUGAUUGGAACUUGAUUUCUCUAACUAAUAUGAUCAUCUUCUUUGCUAUUCGAUUUGUUGCUCCAACAAGAGGGUUUCGCACUUGGAGGCUGUACCUUCUAUUGUGGUGUACGAUUAUUUACUCAGUGCUUGCUAUUUUAGCACAAGUUACGUUUCAUAUAAUCUGGUGCAUUGAGGGCAUGGGAUGGUCUGUGGCUUAUUCUUGGUGGGUGAAGCUUGUGGGUUUAGCAAGGGGCCAUCCUUGGGAAUCACCAUCAGUUAUCUAUUUUCUAGCCUUACAGCUAUCUGCCACAGUCCUUGCUUUGGUUGAAGUCCUUGGAAGUAGGCUUCAUCAAGAUUCAUGUUGGCUGAACUUCUCUUUUGGGUUUGAGCAAAUAGGUUACCAUUUGCGGGUAACAUGCUGUUUCUUACUGCCUGCUGCCCAGUUAGUUGUCAGUAUUAGCCAUCCUUCGUGGAUUUCUUUACCCUUCUUUGUAUUUAGCUGCAUUGGCCUUGUGGAUUGGUCAUUAACAAGCAACUUUCUUGGUCUUUUCCGAUGGUGGAGGUUACUUGAGAUGUACUCGGUGUUUAGUAUUCUUCUGCUUUAUAUCUACCAGUUGCCUGUGCAGUUUCCCUAUGUUGUCCUAGCAUUUGCUGACUUCAUUGGGCUGUUCAAAGUUUCCUCGAAAUCAGAAUGGCCUGAGCUGUCUUCUGGUAUUUCUCUUUUGGUGUAUUACUUCAUGUUGUCAUCAGUGAAACAAGACAUACAGGAAACAGAUUCACUUAUAUCUCUAGAAGAUGGCAGCUUAACGGAACACCUACUGCCUUCUGGAAAUGCUUUCUUCAGUUGCCAAUCUCGAGCUGACAGAAGGCAUACUAACAUAUUACUGAGAGGAUCGGUUUUCAGAAAUUUCAGUAUUAACUUCUUCACUUAUGGAUUCCCGGUCCUGCUGCUUGCCCUUGCCUUCUGGAGUUUCAACUUCACUAGUAUUUGUGCUUUUGGUCUCCUAGCAUAUGUUGGAUACAUUUUAUAUGCUUUUCCUUCCUUGUUCCAAAUGCAUCGGUUGAAUGGGUCACUUCUAGUGUUCGUUCUGCUCUGGGCAGCCAGCACGUAUGUCUUCAAUGUGGCAUUCACAUUCUUUAACAAAAGAUUUCAAAAGGAUAUGAAGAUUUGGGAGACUGUUGGGCUUUGGCACUAUUCUAUUCCUGGAUUAUUUUUACUUGCCCAAUUCUGCCUUGGAGUUUUUGUAGCACUGUGUAAUCUUGUUAAUAAUUCUGUUUUCCUUUACGUGCAAACUGUGGAUGGUGCUUCAUCAAGUGAUGAUCAUCUCAUCGAUGAGAAGGAAGAUACAAUGGUUCUGAUUGUAGCAACACUAGCAUGGGGUCUACGCAAACUUUCACGUGCAAUUACUUUAACAUUACUCUUUCUACUUGUGAUGAAGCGAGGAUUUAUUCAUGCUGUUUACAUGUGUUUUUUCCUGGUGUUUUUGGUGAAUCAUUCAAUCAACAAGAGACUACGCCAGAUCUUAGUAUUGUUCAGCGAGGUUCAUUUUUCAAUACUGUACAUUCUUCAGCUUGAUCUGGUGUCCAGUGCUCUGGAGCGCAGUGGUUCACUAACAAUGGAGGUACUCUCACAGUUAGGUCUCUCAAAUAAUGCUACAACAAAGGACUUCAUAGAGAUAGGCUCAAUAGUGUGCUUCUGCGCUGUGCAUAGUCAUGGUUUUAAGAUGCUCUUUUCACUAUCAGCGGUUUUGCGGCAUACACCUUGUCCACCUGUUGGAUUCACAAUUCUAAAGGCUGGUUUGAACAAGUCAGUUCUACUGUCAGUUUAUAGUUCACAAAGUUCGCGAAAUGAUGAAGCCUGCCGUAAUUCACAUGAGAGAAAAAUUGCAUCGUAUCUCAGUAAAAUUGGUCAGAAAUUUCUGUCUGUGUACCGUUCAUAUGGAACUUAUGUGGCUUUUCUGACAAUUCUUUUGACUCUGUACUUGGUGACCCCUAAUUACAUAUCAUUUGGUUACCUGUUUUUCCUUCUAUUUUGGAUAAUUGGACGGCAGCUUGUGGAAAAGACAAAAAGGCGGCUGUGGUUUCCUCUAAAAGUAUAUGCCGCGAUGGUUUUUAUCUUUACCUACAGCCUGAGUGUUUCACCGAUCUUUGCAGAAUCAGUCUCAAAGUUUGUCAAACUAUAUCCUGAUCUGGGAUUCGACCCUAAAGCUUCUUUGUUGGAAAAUGUCUGGCAAUCAUUGGCCGUUCUAGUAGUAAUGCAACUUUACAGCUAUGAACGAAGACAAAAUAGUGACAAGAACUUUGGUGUAUCCGAUGCUUUGGUAUCUGGACUUCUGGGGUUCCUAAGAAGAUUUCUAAUUUGGCACAGUGAUAAGAUAUUAUCAGUUAGUGUCUUUUAUGCUUGCCUAUCAUCCAUCAGUUUAUCUGGCCUAAUUUACCUGUUAGGCCUCAUUGUGUUUUGUACGUUACCAAAAAUGUCUCGAAUUCCUUCAAAGGUUUACCUUGUCUACACUGGUUUACUUGCUGCAUCUGAAUAUCUUUUUCAAAUGGUGUGCAAGCCUGCACAAAUGUGUCCUGAUCAGCACUUCUAUGGUUUGUCUGCGUUUCUUGGUCUCAAAUAUUAUGAUUCUGGGUUUUGGGGGGUUGAAUAUGGGCUUAGGGGAAAAGUUUUGGUGAUUGUGGCAUGUACCAUUCAGUAUAAUGUUUUCCAUUGGUUAGAUAUGAUGCCAACAUCUCUGGUACAUAAUGGAAAAUGGGAAGAGCCCUGCCAGCUGUUUAUCUCGUCCAAUCCACCUUAUAGUUCUGUGAGAAGCAAUGAAGAAAAUCAUUCAUCAAGUAGGUUUACUUCGUUGUUUUCUAAAGUUCAAGGUCUUAUAGGUAGCAGCUCAAGUUCAUCUUUGGGUCCAGGCAACACUUACCAGAAAUCAGAGUAUGUCGAUAAUGCCAUCAAAGGCUCAGAUGAGGACAAAAGAUACUCGUUUGCAAAGAUUUGGGGAUUGUCAAAAGAAAGCCACAAGUGGGAUAAGAAAAGAGUUAUUUCUUUGAAAAGAGAAAGAUUCGAAACUCAAAAGAUAACAUUCAAAUGUUACAUGAAGUUCUGGAUAGAAAAUCUUUUCAAACUGCGUGGUCUGGAAAUUAACAUGGUUGUGUUAUUAUUGGCAAGCUUUACAUUGUUGAAUGUUGUAUCGAUCUUCUAUAUCAUGUGCCUCGUAGUCUGCAUUCUUAUGAACAGAGAUCUAAUCCAGAAAUUGUGGCCCCUUUUUGUAUUUCUGUUUGCUUCUGUCUUAAUACUCGAAUAUUUUGCUCUUUGGAACAAUUUGAUGCCUUGGUUCCAUGAUAUCAAUAACAUUGAAGUCCAUUGCCGUGAAUGCUGGAAGAAUUCAAGGAUUUUCUUUGACUACUGCUCAAAAUGCUGGCUCGGGAUAAUUGCUGAUGAUCCUCGAAUGCUGAUUAGCUACUAUGUUGUGUUUAUAUUUUCCUCUUUUAAGCUUCGAUCUGAUCGCUUCUCAGGCUUCUCAGACUCAGAUACAUAUCACGAGAUGAUGUCCCAAAGGAAAAAUGCAGUAGUUUGGAGGGACCUCUCACUGGAAACAAAAUGCUUUUGGACAUUCCUUGACUAUGUACGGCUUUAUGCUUAUUGCCAUUUAUUAGACAUAGUUUUGGCAUUAAUAGCUAUCACCGGUACUCUAGAGUAUGAUGUUCUGCACCUUGGUUACCUUGGAUUUGCUCUGGUUUUCUUUAGAAUGAGACUUGAAAUAUUGAAGAAGAAGAAUAAAAUUUUCAAGUAUCUACGGAUGUAUAAUUUUGUACUCAUUGUUUUGUCACUAGCCUACCAAUCUCCUUAUGUUGGGCAGUUUAGCUCUGGCACGUGCGAUCAAAUUGACUACCUGUAUGAAAUAAUUGGAUUCUACAAGUAUGACUAUGGUUUUAAGAUAACAUCACGAUCAGCUUUUGUUGAAAUAGUGAUCUUCCUAUUGGUGUCUGUUCAGUCAUAUAUCUUUAGCUCCGGUGAGUUUGAUUAUGUGUCAAGAUACCUUGAAGCAGAGCAAAUUGGUGCUAUGGUCCGUGAGCAGGAAAAAAAAGCUUUGAAGAAAACCGAGCAGCUGCAGCAUCUUCGCAGGUCUGAGGAGCAUAAACGUCAGCGGAACAUGCAAGUGGAGAGGAUGAAGUCUGAGAUGUACAAUUUACAAAGUCAGCUUAACAGAAUGAACUCUUUCACACCAAUAAAUGAUACAUCUUACAAUGAGGGCCUUAGGCGCAGGAGGAAUACUAAGCUGUACAGUGAUACUAAUACCCCAGAUGUAGGUAUUGAGACUGGAUCACCAACAAAGCAAGAUAAGAUUGGAAGCACCGAGUCAGCACAGUCAUUUGAAUUUUCUGUAACAGAUACACAGAAGAACAUCAGAAAUUUGAUGUUCCAGGGCUCAUCUGAUACUAUGAGAUCACCAAUCAGGGGGAGAAGUGAUGAAUUUGUGCUCACUGAUAAUAUUGGAAAUUCCCUGGGUUCGACACCGGAGAUCACUGAGCUUGAGGAGAGUGAUGAAAAAGUUAAUUAUAAUUUAUCCAAAUGGGAGAAGGCAAUGGGACAACCUAAGGAAAACCCACUAAAAUCAGCUGUACAAUUGAUUGGUGAUGGGGUCUCCCAAGUUCAGUCAUUUGGAAACCAGGCAGUCACAAAUAUUGUUAGCUUCUUGAACAUUGAUCCAGAUGAACCACACUCUAAUGAGCAUCCUGCAGAAGGUGACAUUUAUGAUGUUGUUGAGAGUCAGGUGGAAACACAAGAUGGGCAGCUUCUGAGAACACAUUCAGUUUCAGAUACCUCAGGGACUAAAGUUAAAUCAAGCAUGCCAAUUGGUGUGAUCUUUAGGUAUAUAUGGUAUCAGAUGCGAAGUAAUUAUGAUUAUGUUUGCUAUUGCUGUUUUGUUCUGGUUUUCUUGUGGAAUUUUAGUUUGCUAUCCAUGGUCUACCUUGGGGCACUUUUCUUAUAUGCUCUUUGUGUGAACUAUGGCCCAAGUUACUUGUUUUGGGUCAUCAUUCUGAUAUACACUGAGCUCAACAUUCUGUCACAGUACAUAUAUCAGAUUAUCAUUCAGCACUGUGGUUUAAAUAUACAUUUACCUCUUCUCCAGAGAUUAGGUUUCCCUGACGAUAAAAUAAAGGCAUCGUUUGUUGUCAGCAUAUUGCCUCUCUUUUUAGUCUAUAUAUCCACUCUCUUGCAGAGCUCUAUUACUGCCAAAGAUGGUGAAUGGGUUCCGGUAACAGAAUUCAGCUUUCUUAGCACAAGAAACAACAUUGAAGAGAAACAUUGUAUGCCUUACAGUUGGAGAGAGAGGCUAAAAAGUUUGCACUUGCCUGUAAUGAAUCUCAUAAGGAUGAUCACUAGGGGCUUAUCUAGAUAUUGGAUGUCAUUAACACAUGGAGCAGAAUCUCCUCCAUAUUUUGUGCAAGUUACGAUGGAGGUAAACCAUUGGCCAGAAGAUGGAAUCCAGCCAGAGAGGAUAGAGUCAGCCAUAAAUAGGGUGCUUACUAUUGCACAUGAAGAACGAUGCCAGGCUAACUUGUCUGCUUCCUGCCACUGUUGUAGCAAAGUCCGGAUUCAAAGUAUUGAGAAAAGCAAAGAAAAUUCUAGUAUGGCUCUUGCUGUACUAGAAGUUGUUUACGCUGCUCCUGCAGUAUGCCAACAACCAGGAUGGUACAAUUCACUCACUCCAGCAGCUGAUGUAGAAAGGGAAAUUCAUGAGUCACAGAAAGCUGGACUCUUUGAGGAAAUAAAUUUUCCUUACCCAAUUGUCUCAGUGAUAGGUGGGGGUAAAAGAGAGAUCGAUCUUUAUGCAUAUUAUUUUGGUGCUGACUUGGCAGUUUUCUUCCUUGUUGCAAUGUUCUAUCAAUCUGUCCUAAAAAAUAAGAGUGAAUUUUUGGAGGUUUACCAGCUGGAGGAUCAGUUCCCGAAAGAAUUUGUUUUCAUCUUAAUGGUUCUAUUUUUCUUGAUAGUGGUUGACCGCAUUAUAUACCUAUGGUCCUUUGCCACUGGCAAAGUUGUUUUCUAUAUUUUUAACCUUGUGCUUUUCACAUAUUCGGUCACUGAAUAUGCUUGGGGAAUGGAGCUAGCUCACAGGGAUGUUGGAGGACUUGUACUACGUGCUAUCUACCUUACAAAAUCAAUUUCCCUAGCACUGCAGGCAUUACAGAUCAGAUAUGGUAUUCCAAACAAGAGCAACUUAUAUAGACAGUUCUUGACUAGCAAAGUAACGCAAGUAAAUUACUUGGGCUUCCGGCUGUAUCGCGCUUUACCAUUCUUGUAUGAAUUGCGGUGUGUGCUUGAUUGGUCUUGCACAACCACAUCAUUAACAAUGUAUGAUUGGCUAAAGUUGGAGGACAUAUAUGCAAGCUUGUUUCUUGUGAAAUGUGAUGCAAUUUUGAAUAGAGCAAAUCAUCGACAAGGAGAAAAGCAAUCAAAAAUGACAAAGUUCUGUAGUGGGAUAUGCUUAUUCUUUGUACUUAUUUGCGUUAUUUGGGCUCCUAUGUUGAUUUACAGUAGCGGUAAUCCUACAAAUAUUGCCAAUCCCAUUAUUGAUGUAAGUAUUCAGAUUGAUAUAAAGGCACUUGGUGGAAGAUUAACCUUGUUUAAGACUACUGCUUGUGAAAAAAUACCUUGGAAGUACUUGAAGGCCUACGAUGAUGUUGAUCCUCUAGGAUACCUAGGGUCAUACAAUGUCGAUGACAUUCAGCUGAUUUGCUGCCAACCUGAUGCAUCAACAAUGUGGUUGAUACCUCCACCAGUCCAAAGCAGAUUUAUCCAAUCCCUUGAGAGAGAAAUACCUUUUGAAAAGAUGGAACUUAUUUUAAAUUGGGAUUUUCUCAGAGCUAGACCAAAAGGGAAGGAAUUAGUGCGAUAUGAAUCCCCUAUUGAACACUGCCCGAGUGUAGAUGAUGUUAAACAAGUGCUUAAUGGAACUACACACAGCUUCAGCAUAGUUGAUGCUUACCCUAGGUACUUUCGGGUUACUGGAUCAGGUGAAGUCCGGCGACUAGAAGCAGCGAUAGAUUCAGUAAGUGGGGAACUUCUAUUGAAUAAUGGCACUCCUCCUUGGUGGUCAUUCUAUACAAAACCCUCAGAUUUGGCAGGCUGUCAAGUGCUGAAUGGUCCCAUGGCCAUAGUUGUGUCUGAGGAGACACCUCAGGGCAUUAUUGGUGAAACACUCAGCAAAUUUAGCAUAUGGAGUUUAUACAUUACUUUUGUUUUAGCUGUUGCAAGAUUUAUUAGGCUGCAGUGCUCAGACUUGAGAAUGAGAAUACCAUAUGAGAAUCUUCCAUCUUGUGACAGGCUACUCGACAUUUGUGAAGGCAUUUAUGCAGCAAGAGCAGAAGGCGAGUUAGAAGUGGAAGAAGUCCUAUAUUGGACAUUGGUAAACAUCUACAGAUCACCACAUAUGCUGCUUGAAUACACAAAGCCUGACUAAGGCCCCGUCUGCAAAGGAAGUGAUUUUGCAAGUAUUUUCAAAGUACUGUACAAGUAGACUAACGUUUUCUCUCCUUUGAGAUCAUGGGAGCUAGCUUGGUAGCCCUCUCUCCCUCCUCUUUCAUGUGAAUUUAGGAUCAAACGGUGAAUUCUUUUUUUUCACCGACGUGGCCUGGCUGGCUGGCCGCCGAGGCAGCCUGGUUUCUUGAGAAGAAAUAGAACAAGAUCAUGUAAAUAGGCCUUGUAGUUAUCCAUUUAUUUUUGCUAACAUGUAUGUACGGUUGACAGUUGUAUUUUUUGGAAAAUGUAUACAUCAAAGUUCGAUUGUGAAAGUUA
This is a messenger RNA of Panicum hallii, 8150 nucleotides long. Its product is annotated as piezo-type mechanosensitive ion channel homolog. Bases 310 to 7815 code for a protein of 2501 amino acids. NCBI's taxonomy places the organism in Eukaryota, Viridiplantae, Streptophyta, Magnoliopsida, Poales, Poaceae. The transcript has 21 exons. The record is from RefSeq and is a predicted model, not a curated record.